Molecule: messenger RNA, 3814 nt
Organism: Python bivittatus (Burmese python)
Lineage: Eukaryota; Metazoa; Chordata; Lepidosauria; Squamata; Pythonidae
Source: RefSeq, a predicted model, not a curated record
AUUUCUGUGCAAACUUGAUAAAACAUCCUCCUGUUUUUCAAGAGGGCAGGCCGGUUAGUCUGACAUCUUUAGGCAGCUGAGUUUCUAAAGUAACUUGAAUGGUUGUUUCAUUCUUCUUUAAAAUAACCCUUCCCUUCCCCUGCCCCCUUUCUGUUUUACUUCCCCCUCUUCUGAGCCCUGAUGCCAGGGGCGGUCUGCCUUGAUUUCUGCCAGUUUCUGGCCACACUGGGUGGCUCCUACGAGCCGAGUGUCCCCACAGGGGCGUUCACGCUUUCCUCUUGGCGACAUAAAAACAUUUCAUGUUUGCAGGCAGCUGUCUUUCAGAAACCCCCAAGUCAGGAAUGGAGAUUUGAAGAAUUAAAAAGAAAAAAUCCAGGAGAAAAAAGUACCUGACUUUGAUACCAGUGACUUGACUUCUCUUAAGGAAAAAAGGGGGUGAUUAAAACCUGAAAUAAUAAUAAUUUGCAGUAAAGGAUACCUAACCCUCCUGUCAAAGUCCCUGUUAGCUGCUCUGUCUAAACUUGAUGCCCAUUUGGGUCUCUGUCUGUGGGCUUGGGAGGGGCACGGGGAAGAGUUUCUUGUCACCUCGAGAUGCCAGCAGCGAAACAUCAAUAGGAAUAUCUUCCCACCCAGCUGGCCUGCACCACCGCUCUCCAUCUCCUGACCUCCAAAGACACUUGGCAAUGUAAGAACUUUCUUUUGAUAUUCUUGUCCGGUCUCCACGUUCAGAGCAAUAGUUGACCUCAAGGCAGUUGUCCUUCGAGCAUCGCGUUUCUGGCUUCACUCUUCCUGGCGAGGUGGCAGAAGAUAUGGUGUGGACAGGCUGGAGGAGCUGCUGGCCCCACUGCUGGGUGAUGGGCUGAAGUGCGUGCUGAUAUUUGGCGUCCCGAGCUGGGCCACGAUGGCGCGGCACCGAGCUGCGUCUCAGCCGUGGGUGGAGGCCGGGGCUGCUGAGCAGAGGGCCUCGCUUCUAGGCUCAGCCUCCGCAAGGCGGGCAGGAGGGCAGUUGCUUCCCCCGCCGCUCCGCAGGACGAGCGUGGCUCUGCGGCCGAUGCCGAGGACGCGCCCGUCAUCCAGGCCGUGCAGGCGAUCUGCUCUUUGUUCCCGGGCUGCUGAUUGCGUGUGAUGUCUGCGGCCUCCUCCGGCAGGACGGCACCCUCCAGGAGGCUCGCCGAGGUGGCCCUGGCCUACGCCGAGGCAGUUGCGGGGCUGACCCUUGCGUUGUGCGGCUGAGAGGGAGGAGCCCGGCUGGAGAAGCUGCCACCGCAGUUCACGCCUCCUGGCCCCUCGCCCAGGCUGCCACAUCGUGGCCCCCUUGGAUACGAUGGACGGGCGCAUCCGUGCGAUCAAGGAGGCCUUGCUUGCGAAUGAACUGGGCAAUAAGGUGUCAGUCCUGAGCUACAGUGCCAAAUUUGCGUCCUGCUUUUUACGGCCCUUUCAGGACCGGGAUGUGCAGGAGGGGGCGGACGUGCUGAUGGUAGAGCCUGGGAUGCCCUACCUUGACCUUGUGCGGGAAGUGAAGGACAAACAUCCUAGCCACCCCCUGGCUGAACGUGUCUCCGGAGAGUCCGCCAUGCCGUGGCACGGAGCGCGGGCCGGGGCCUUUGACCCGAAGGCGGCAGUGAUGGAGGCCAUGGCCGGGUUCAGGAGAGCAGGAGCGGAUAUCAUCAUCACCUACUACGUGCCUCAGCUGCUGCAGUGGCUGAAAGAAGAGCAGGCGUGAAGGCGGUCCCCUUUCCUUGCUGCCCAGACGGAAACGCGGAACAAGUUGGAAAAGACCGGGGGGCUGAAGGCCUAGGGACACUUUUCCAGCUUUGGAAGAUUUUGCUUCAAGCUUUGCACAGCACUGCCUUAAAAGCCCCUGAUAAAUUAAAGGAAUUUGGACACUUCAAGUGAUGCUGUAACAGAAUUUCCAGGCCCCUGCUGAUAUACUUUCUUUAAAAAAAAACAAAAACAAAACAGUUCCUUUUCAAAUACUGCCAACAACGUGCUGUUCCUUGCUCUGCCAGACUUCGGCCACACUGGUUGGCUGCAGAAUGUCCGGAGACGCGUGUGGACCAAAAGGCAAAGCGCUUCCCUCAGGGAACAAUUAGCCUGAGAACUGCCCUGUAAUUGCAGAGGGCCUUGUGAGGUACCAGAAGCCCAUCCUCGGCCAAAAAGAAGAAAGCCAAAAAAACCUGUUUCUUUUAAUUCGUAAGCUCUUAAGCAGCCUGGUAUCCGCCCCGAGGGGGCUCAUUUCCUAGGAUGUAGGUGCCCGAGAUGCAGAAAUUCGUCUGGAUUUUUAAUUUGAGGUUUUGUGCAUCUCGGUUUGCUUUUCAACUCCACUUGAGCAGAACGGUCUUGUAAUGCACUUCUCUUACUGGACAGGAGUAGAAAAGGAGUUGCUCGAUCCACACGGCCUGGAGAGGAAGGAAAGAGCUGCUGCCGCCUCCCGUCCUCACCAAGCUUGUUUGUCGGCAUCCGGGACGGUUGGUUGAACUGGGCUUGGACAGGCGAAAAACGGAAGACCUCGGUGGCGUCGUACAUCCCGCUAGCCUAUAACGCGUGGCAUUUGGCUUUGGCUUAGCGUGAGGUGGGAACCAGGCCACUGUGGCUGGUUCAGCAAACCAUGGAUAAUUCCAGCUGCGUGAACCCUGCUCUGCUCUUCUGUUCACAAAGCUGCUGCUCUUGCCGCUGCUAGGCCAUGGUUCUCCCUCGGAGCGAGGCACCUCUCCCCUGGCCACGUGGGCACUGGCAGCCAAGCAUCUUCCGCCAUCCGGAAGGAAAGCUUGAUGCCGCGGUGCCUGUUUGCCCCCUCAGCAGGUGGGUUCUUCUGCUUCGCUUCGCUUUCUCCAGCCUGUCUUUUGCUGUCGUCGUUCUCCUCCUCCUCCUGCCUUUUCUGUAAUGCUGUGCGAAACCUGGUGAGCAGGAAAGAUCUAGUCUUCACUGAGGGAAAAAUAAUUCCUAUGUGCGUAGAUAGCGAUCUGCUGCUGGUGUAGGUGAAGUCGGUGCCCAGCUGCGGGCGUGCGGGGUUGCCGUUCUGGCUGCGUGCUGCUGCUGGGAAGUCGUGGGAGGGGUCUGAAGGGGGGGAGGAGAGUGGCCCCCUCGGCUGUGGUGGCCCCGUCCAUUCUGCAGCCCCAGGUCCUGGCGGAGGGCUGAGCCCGCGGCAGGCUCCAAUCUCGAGAGGUGGCUGAAAGCAGCCUGUGGGUGCCGUGGCUGGCCGGCCUGCCGUUCUUCCUCUGGACCCCAGCAAAGGGUUUCUGUGAGGGGAUCCGCUCCCUCCCUGUUGCAUGGCAGCGAUCCAAAUUCGCGUCGGUGAUUUUAAUGCCCAUUUCAGCUGCAGGAGCUGGCUGCAGGCUUCUCCAGGGCCCGCAAAGUUGCAAACAGGCAGGCGGGGGUCUGUCGCACCUGCUGCUCAGGCCAGAGGAGGGGGCUUCCUCUGGGGACGGCGGUGAGACGGGGUGGCGGGGAAGGGCUUCUCUGCAGCAGGUGAGGGGAGGGUGCUGCGGCUUGGGGCUUCGCUUCAGCUGGGCGAAAUCCAUGAGGAAUCAGCGGCGGUCCCCCCCCCCCCCCCGCAUCAAGCGGGGCCGGUCCAUCUGCCCGGCGGGCGCCUGUGAUCUGGAGAGGUGGCGGGGCCCAAAGCAGCCUCCCCUCGAGUGGAAGCCCGCUUCUCCUGCACUGCUGCUGGGCUGGUAGACUGCGUGGCGCGCCCCGAGGUGUGGAAAGGUGCCGGUUGCGCCUGAGGGUGCGUGGCCUGGCCCGCCCUUGCAGAAAGAGGUGGAGGAUGAAGUCGGCUCGGCUUGGCAGCCCCGCGCCCUCCUGCCAGAGCCCUGCC